AUGCCACACGCCCACAAGCUUGCCACGCUCCAGCUGGCACGCCCAGUCCCACCCCAUCGAGUCCGACCCUCGAUCGACAGAACUCCCAGGAUUCCGAACCACAGCCCCAGCCUUCUCACCACCCACAUCCCACCCACGACAGCAACCAGAAAGACUCCACCCCCACUCCCAUCCUUGUGCUUGACUCGUUCCUAUACCUGUCCGACCUCCCCACAGAUGUCCAAGCCUACCGCCGAUCGCCCCUCCCAUUGGGACCCCAAAGCAACCCCGUAUCCCCCCGUCCGCAGGGAUCCAAACUCGUCGGAAGUUUUCCAGAGUAAGCAGAACGGAUCGGUCACCAUCCCGGAUCCUUACAGUUGGCUGCACGAGCCGCCGAAGCAGAGCAAGGAGACACAGCAAUUUGUCACGAGACAACAAGCCUUGACGAAGGAUUACCUAAGCAAAUACUCCCAUCGAGACGCACUCCACGAAGCAGUGACGAAGAAUUGGGACUACGCGAGAUUCAGUUGUCCGUCGCUGAAGCCGGAUGGGUACUACUACUUCAGCUUCAACUCUGGCCUCCAAGCGCAAUCGAUCGUAUAUCGGGUGAAGAAAGGGGAGGAGGAGGAAGCCCUGAAGCGGGCGACGGACCCCAAACAGCCUGCGGGGGAGCUCUUCCUCGACCCCAACCUGUUCUCCAUCGACGGCACCACCGCAUUCUCCUUCUCGGCCGUCUCCGAGUCCGGCAUCUACAUGGCCUAUGGCGUCUCCCGCUCUGGGAGCGACUGCCAGACUAUCUACGUCCGUCGCACCGACUGUCCCCAUACCAAAACUGCGGCCGAUGGCGGCAAGAGAGGCGAGGACCCGGGGCGGAUGAAGGACACGGUCGAGAAGGUCAAGUUCAGUAGUCUCAGUUGGAUGAAAGACGAUUCGGGUUUCUUCUAUUCAAGAUUCCCUGACGAACAACCCAAUACCACCGAGCCCGGCGCAGAUCUCAAAGGAGAGGUGGAGGCUGAUGCCGGGACAGAUACCAAGGCGGACCUCAAUCACAUGCUCUACUUUCACAAACUUGGGGAGCCACAGAGUAAAGAUCUGUUGAUAAUGGAGGACCCAGCGAACCCAUCGUACAUGUGGGGAGCUGAAGUUUCGGACGACGCCAAGUACCUCAUCCUGACGACCUCCAAGGAUACCGGCCGCUCGAAUCGACUCUGGGUUGCCGACCUAACCUCUCAACCCUUGUCGAGCGAGAUGAAGUGGCAAAAGAUUGUGAACGAGUUUGGCAACGAGUACAUCUUUGUUGCCAAUGAUAACAGUCGACUGUAUUUCAUGACUAACAAGGACGCGCCUAAGCGCAAAGUGGUGACGUAUGACUUGAGUAAGCCGGAAGAAGGCUUCCAAGACUUGAUCGCCGAGGAUCCUCAGGCGGUUCUGGAGGGCUAUUCUCCCACCAACAACGACCUGACCGUUCUGAGCUACUCACGGGACGUCAAAGAUGAGCUAUACCUUCACGAGAUCAAGUCGGGCAAGCGGAUCAAGCGCAUCGGCGAGGAGUUGAUCGGCACUAUCGGGGGCAUCUCCGGCCGGCGGAAACAUGGCGAGUUCUUCUUCCAGAUCAGCAGCUUCUUGAGUCCCGGCACGGUCUAUCGCUACCGGUUCGAUCGCCCAGAGGAUCAGGCUCUUGCCGAAUUCCGAAAGACUCUGAUUCCAGGCUUGGACUCCAACGAUUUCGUGUCGAAGCAAGUCUUCUAUGAAUCCAAGGACGGGACGAAGGUGCCGAUGUUCAUCGUUCACAUGAAAGACUUCAAGCAAGACGGCAGCGCGCCAGCCCUCCAGUACGGAUACGGCGGCUUUUCGAUCAACAUCUCGCCCUUCUUCUCGCCCUCUUUCAUGAGCUUUGUCGCGCACUAUGGGGGCGUGUUGGCGGUGCCUAACAUCCGAGGGGGUGGCGAGUAUGGCGAAGACUGGCAUCUAGCAGGCUGCUUCGAGAACAAGCAGAACGUGUUUGACGAUUUCCAGUACGCUACCAAAUACCUGGUCGCCAACGGGUAUGCGGCGCCCGACAAGGUGACGAUUAUGGGCGGCAGCAACGGGGGUCUCUUGGUAGCCGCGUGCGUCAACCAGGCGCCGUGGCUCUUUGGGUCUGCGCUUGCGGAGGUGGGCGUGCUAGACAUGCUACGCUUCCAUCGGUUCACGAUCGGACGGGCGUGGAUCGCUGACUACGGAGACCCAGACACUCCCGAGGCGUUCGACUACUUGAUCAAGUAUUCGCCUCUGCACAACAUCAACCCGGCCGCCGAAUAUCCGGCGCUCAUGCUACUCACAGCGGACCAUGACGAUCGCGUCGUCCCGCUUCACAGCUUCAAGUACGCCGCCGCCGUCCAACACGCCCUGCCGACCAACAAGCAUCCUUGUCUGUUGAGGCUCGAGCUCAAGGCGGGCCAUGGCGCCGGCAAGAGCACCGAGAUGAAGAUCAACUCCGUCGUCGACCAACUCAGCUUCGUCGCCCUCAGUCUUGGCUUAGAAUGGAAGGAGUACGCGGGAAAGAAAGCAUCGUGA
Puccinia triticina is the source of this 2535-nucleotide messenger RNA. RefSeq lists its product as uncharacterized. Gene Ontology annotation, biological process: proteolysis. The coding region runs from base 1 to 2535 and encodes 844 amino acids. Lineage: Eukaryota; Fungi; Basidiomycota; Pucciniomycetes; Pucciniales; Pucciniaceae. The transcript is spliced from 14 exons. Gene Ontology annotation, cellular component: cytosol. Gene Ontology annotation, molecular function: oligopeptidase activity; serine-type endopeptidase activity. The record is from RefSeq and is a predicted model, not a curated record.